Gadus chalcogrammus (walleye pollock) is the source of this 3153-nucleotide messenger RNA. RefSeq names its product spermatogenesis associated 6 (gene spata6). NCBI's taxonomy places the organism in Eukaryota, Metazoa, Chordata, Actinopteri, Gadiformes, Gadidae. The record is from RefSeq and is a predicted model, not a curated record. Gene Ontology annotation, biological process: spermatogenesis. Gene Ontology annotation, molecular function: myosin light chain binding. Bases 17 to 1708 code for a protein of 563 amino acids. The transcript has 13 exons.
ACAACAAACUUUGAAAAUGAAGGAACCUACUCCAGUGAAGUUGUCCUCCUGCAAAUCGUACCAGAAAAUUCUAAAAUGCACCGUUUACUUGGACAUACAUUCUAUCACCUGCCCUGGGGCGUUGUUGACCCGAUCAGAAGAUAUCUACCUCAGCGUGUGUGUCAUGGGUCAAUACAGGAAGACCCACUGCAUGCCUGCUAUCUUCCCUCUGCUCUUCAACCACAAGAUGGUCUUUGUCAGGACUUUCCCCGGUGUGGUUGACCCGGCUGAUGUUUCGGAACAACUGGAAUCUGACACCUCGACUUUGGAGCUGAUUCAGAUGGUCCCUCCAGAGGGUGAGAUCCUGGCCACGGUGGAGGAGGGCACCCGAGACUUUGUCUUCCCGGGGCCCCGGCUGACUGCCAGCGAGGAGGCCCCUGAGAGACAGAUCUUGAUGAGGAAGAGCUCUUCGUUCCCUGGAAUCGCCCCCAUGGUGGAGUUCGCCACCACCGCUGUCAUCGAGGAGAUGGAUGGAGCGGACAGCCAGCCCGCCACACCUUUGUGUGGCCUCCACCCAGAGAGGUCUUCUCCUGCCCGCCCCAGACGUAGCCCGAGGAAAAAAACAACAAUGUCCCCGUCACUGCGCUCCAUGUCCCAACCUAGCUCUCCCGCCACUCUGCGGCGCACCCAAGGGGACCCUGGGAAACGGAGUCCUUCAAACAGAGCGAAAGAGAAGGAGAAAACGGGCGACUCCCUCGUGUCCACGGAGUCGCCCGGGACCUCCCCUCUUCCGGCGCCAACCAAACCCGUUUCCCCCCGUCGCCGUCGCCGAGGUUCCCAGAGGACCAGGCCGGGGCGAGGUCAGCUCAGGGGGCCUCCGCGCGCCGAGGCGUCCCCCCGGUACCAGCAGCCCACGGUGGCCUCUGUGUCACGCGCCCUGUCGCCCUACACCCACCGCCGGAUGUGCGAGCUCUCGGAGGACGCCCAGGCGCGGCUGGCCCACCUCCAGCUGGGGCCCCACCACUUCAGGAAGCAGACCCUGAGCCAGCCCCCCUUCCAGGUUCCGUUUCACAGCGAUGUUUCCUUCUCGGAGUCACCCUCCUACCAGCCUGUCUCUCCUACUAGAGAUAGCGUCCUGCAUCGCUUUGGCUCUGCCCGCUACACAGCAGAUCACCCUGUUAUUGCCCUAGAUUCGUCUUUGCUGGGAAGCUACCGGCCCGAGUUAGCUAAGUCGCAGUCAGGUUCAACGGCGACCGGGUUGUCCCCUGAGGCUCAGAGGAGUUGUCGCGGAGAGAAGGGUCGGACAGGGACCCCUGUGGAGAAGGCGUGGUCCAUCCCGGGGCCCUCUUCCUCCAGGAGCCCGCCGCCUCUGGGACACUCGUCUAUCCAAGAACGGUUGCACUGCAGUCCCUCCGGCCCAUCGCAGUGGGAGCAGAUCCACAGCCGGGUCCAGAGGAUUCUACAGACCCACGGAGCAAGUCCCAAACGCCUUACGGAGGAGGAGGAGAAGGAGGAGAGGCAAGAGAGGAGCGGGGGUUUCUGUGGUGGAGCUGACUGUGGCCCCCCGGUACCAGAGAACAGCGAUAGUCCAGGAGGAUGGGCUGGGGGGCUCUACGGCAGCAAACAGGGGUCCCGAGACGUCUUCCCCCGGCCUCACAGACUGGCCUUCGAGGAAAGCCUCGGAAAGAUCUACCAGAGUAUGUACCUGAAGGCCACCCAGGACGACUGACAGACCCCGACCACCGCCGGCUCAUGGAACAUCCCGGUUUCGACAGAAGACUGACGAAGGGAUGGCGAUGGAGCAAUAAACGUUUCCACUACACCUGCGUCAAGUCACUUUCGGUCCAGUAGGUUUGUGGUAGAAAACGCAGCUUUCAUCCCAUUUAGUUUGUAAAGAAAUACGACACUUUAACAGCAUUUAUCUCAUGUAACACCUUUAAGUAUUAGGGGCUCAACAUUGUUUUUUGUAGAUUGUGCAAUUAUGUUCGAGCUGAUGUUAAAACAUUUUUACAGGACCAUGUCUUUGAAAACCUCUGAAUUACAUGUAUAAUAGGCCAAAUCAUAGCAGACAAUAAAAAAUGCACACCUAAAAACUUUAUUGCAAGAUUGAUUAUUGGUGGCCAAACAUCCAGUUAAUACAGUACAAACGUUUCCAUUGAAUAAUCAUAUGAGUGUACAUAUUUUUAUUCAUUAAUAAAAAAUGCACUCAACUUAGUAAACCUGUGUACUUAAUACACAUGUUAGCAAUUAUUCAAUCCUGGAAGCAUGUAUCAUAUUCUUGAUGCUAAACACUCUUUAUAUUAUAUAGGACCCAGAAGGCUUAUGGCUAGGCCUCUCUUUGGGAGUCUGGUUUACAUUAUGAAUGAAGGCGUGAGAUAACUAUGAUCUGAAUGCCUGGACCCGCUCAGACCGCUGCUGGUUUCUUCUGACUAAACCUCUUCUUUUUAGAGCGGCCGGCAGCAGCCGCAGUCUUUUCGGCCAUGAUCUCCAGGUACUUCUUCUUGUUUUUCCUGGGGAUGGAGAGAAACAGACUAUCUUUAGAACAAGCUAAAAGAGGAGUAGACUGCAUGAGCAGAACAGGCCGGGCGUCUUUCUCAGGGACACAUGGUCUUUAUCGGCACAAUAUAAAACGUUUAAAUGCCUCUGAAAUCACCAGGUAUUCCAAAAUGAAAUGUUGCAUAUUACAUUAUAGAAACAUGUAUGGAGUUGGACAACAGGACAGGCGUGGCCAUGAAUAGGGUUCAACUUGGUAUAAAUCAGUGUUCCUCGGAUAAUAAGCCUACCGUCUGAACUCUGAGUCGGCCAUCAGCUCCUCCGCCAUAGUCCUCUUCCGAUCCUUCUUCGGAAGCCGGGAAUGAAAGAAGUCCACGUGGCUGUCCAUCACGGUAGCGACCUACCAUAACACAAGUUCAAACUCGUUCACUCACGACAUCAUGAGCACAACCUCAUGGUUUGAAUGAAGGCUGAUCAGACGAGCGCCGUGGGAAGACAAAACAAAAACUGAGGAGCACGGUGACAGGGAUGCGUGUACGAUAUUCCGAUACCAUUUUUCCUUCUCGAAACCCAUUCCUGAUCUUGAGUAUGGGCCGAUACAGAGUAUAUACAGCAUCAAGGAAUGUAACUACUAAGAGCACUUGUUCUGAUUGAAGGGUUCUCUUACGAUGACAGAAAUGU